This is a messenger RNA of Cimex lectularius (bed bug), 1867 nucleotides long. Its product is annotated as otopetrin-2-like. Gene Ontology annotation, molecular function: proton channel activity. The coding region runs from base 26 to 1729 and encodes 567 amino acids. Lineage: Eukaryota; Metazoa; Arthropoda; Insecta; Hemiptera; Cimicidae. The transcript is spliced from 10 exons. Gene Ontology annotation, cellular component: membrane. Gene Ontology annotation, biological process: proton transmembrane transport. The record is from RefSeq and is a predicted model, not a curated record.
CUCGCGGUUUGUCUCAGACCGAAGGAUGGACGGCUUCCAUGCUCCUAUGAAAAGAAACUCUGCUGAUCCAAGAGCUUAUCAUUCAAAUAUUAGCAUUGUAGCGCAAUCGGAUUCACAGAAACUCCACCGCAACGCGUUUCGUCGUGCAUCGGCAGUUUUUUCAAAAUUGCUCCAGCAACCAGAAGACAAAGAGUCGAAGAAAGAAGACCAAGUUACAGACGAUGUCCUCAGUAAACUUUUAUCCGCGACUUACUGCCAGACUCUCGUCUUGCUCGGAUUCGUUUUGCCGCUUGCCGAAGCCAUAGUCGAUAGCAUUUCUCCAAAAAUCUAUCAAGGGUUUUACAUUUAUCUAUGUUCCCUGAGCUUAAUCUAUUUAUGCUGGAUGUAUGCAAGUUUGGUAAAGGACAGGACUGUCGUCAAUAUAAUAAACAGCUACAAAGGGGACGAAGCUGCAUACAACGCUGUCAAGAGAAGAUUCAGAGGGCCCAUAAAUAGAUACGGCAGCUAUUACUUAAGACUUGGAGCUGUUGCAUUUGGAAUUGGAUCUAUGGUUUACUCCGGCCUUGAAUUUGGUAAAAUCUUAGACGUUAAAAAUCACCCGGAGUGCAAGAAUAUAGCACAGGCUCUGGUGCCGGCAUGCAAGAUGAUUUUGACCAUAGCUCAGAUGCAGUUUAUUUUUUUAAACAGCCGAAACAUGGAUCUUUGCCAGAAACCGAUCGUUUCCAGGUUUGGCCUGAUGCACAUGAUCGCGACCAAUUUGUGCGAGUGGCUCAAGGUGAUAAUACAAGAAACGAAGGAUGAACUGGAACUCUCCGGUCAUGGCAAACACGGUUUGAAAAACGAGUCGGAAUGCAGGAAAACAGACAUCAUGAGCUCCUUGGUACAAAACGCGUCACCUUUUCUUUUUCCUUGCACGAUCGAAUAUUCGCUGAUUUGCGCUGUCAUCAUGCUCGAGAUGUGGAAAGACGUGAAAACAGCCGCCAAGAAUCAGCUCGUACCCCAUAAAUCAAAUACCGUGAAAGUGGAAAUGAAGCAAGCUCAACUAUUCACAGUUGAUUGUUCAAAUGCCCACAAAGGUUUGUUCUGCGGUGUGGUAUUUUUGGUCAUAACGAUAAUCUGCCUGAUCAUUCAUUAUGUGUUUUCUGAACACAAUGAAUAUAAAAGUGCUGCAGUGGGUGUAAUCAACACUUGCGAAAUGAUUUUAUUUGUAGUGUCGUUCCUGGCGGUGUUUUUUGCUGCUCUGCGUCUCAGGAGUGCUAUGAUCGUUCACAAGCGCCCUGCCAUGUGUCUGGACACAUGGCUCCUCCUCGUAGGACAGAUCGGUGUCAGCCUGUACGGGAUGUUCAGGGUGGUCAAGCUUUUAAUGAGCGAUGCUUGGAUCUGGAACGAAAUCGCACGCCUUGUCCAGUCAUCGAGCCAGACGCUGUUUGUUGUUCACGCUUGGCGACUACGGUCCAAGAGUGUCCAGAGGCCAGCCAGACAGCUAAUCACGUUCCUGCUUAUGACCAACAUGGCCUUAUGGUUGGUCAACACCUUUGUGAGGAACAGGAUUAGCACAGAUGAUCAAAUUUUCCAACUGCUCGUCCCUGCCAUUUGGACAACUAUUGGCAAACUCGUCAUGCCAUUGGUGAUUUUCUACAGAUUCCAUUCGACAAUCUGCUUUUUUGAAAUAUGGAAGAACACCUACAAACCGACUAAGCCUUUCCUUGUUCGCCAUUAUCAGUUAUAAUUAUUUUAAACGUAAAUAAGAGCAUAUUCAUUUUGAUUUUAUUAUAUUUUUCUUGAUUCUCUUUCGCCAUUUUUGACAGAUUUUAUAUACUUCAAUGCAUCUUUUUUUAAUGUUGGCAAUGCAAUAAUGCACAAGAAA